Malaclemys terrapin pileata is the source of this 7340-nucleotide messenger RNA. RefSeq names its product ubiquitin specific peptidase 49 (gene USP49). The transcript is spliced from 8 exons. Gene Ontology annotation, molecular function: zinc ion binding; cysteine-type deubiquitinase activity. Gene Ontology annotation, biological process: protein deubiquitination. The record is from RefSeq and is a predicted model, not a curated record. The coding region runs from base 463 to 2556 and encodes 697 amino acids. Gene Ontology annotation, cellular component: cytoplasm. NCBI's taxonomy places the organism in Eukaryota, Metazoa, Chordata, Testudines, Emydidae.
GGUGGUGAUUUCUCCAGCAAAAGAAAGGAGAAGGGACAAGUCUGCAGUUUGGUCUUCAGAUCUGGGAACAAAUUCAGCUCUGUUGUAAGCAAUAAAUGGGAGUUGUGCCUGUAUCUGUUUGGCUCUGUCUCUACUGCAACAAGAAGCAGCAUGGAGAAGAAGUUGGCAUGGAUUGCUGUUGGUUUUAUUGGCCCAUCCUCUGACUGAUCAGACUUGGAACUCUUCGAUCCCUCUGGUAUUCUCCAGAUCGUAAUGGACAGUUGAGUUAGACUCCGGCUAUGGCAAAGGCUUUGAAGCUGUGCUACUUUAUGUGAUGAAGACCUAAGUAGUAAUUAAAUUCCUGAAGAACUGCCAAGACUCCUAUUGGCUGAAAUGGGGAUGUUCCAGGCUCUGGUCAUUGAGUUGCGAAAAAAAGAAUGUUUAAAGAUGACACAGUUAAAGCAGUGGAGACUUCUGUAAGACAUGGAUAGAUGCAAACAUGUUGGGCGGCUACGACUCGCCCAGGACCAUUCUAUCCUGAAUCCCCAGAAGUGGCACUGCAAGGACUGCAACACCACGGAGUCUAUAUGGGCUUGUCUGAAAUGCUCCCACGUGGCCUGUGGAAGAUACAUUGAGGAACAUGCACUUAAACACUUUGAAGAGACCAAGCAUCCCUUGGCUAUGGAAGUUAAUGAUCUGUAUGUGUUUUGUUACCUUUGUGAAGACUAUGUCUUGAAUGAUAAUCCUGAGGGUGAUUUGAAAUUGUUAAGAAGCUCUCUGUCUGCUAUUAGAAGUCAGAAGCAUGAUCCAUCAGCAAGAAGUGGGAGGACAUUGCGAUCAAUGGCUUUGGGGGAGGAUGUGUAUAGCCAUCAAAGGACCCCUCAGGGACAGCCUCAGAUGCUCACUGCUCUCUGGCACAGGCGCCAAUCUUUGCUAGCAAAAGCACUGCGGACCUGGUUUGAUAAGAGUUCUAGAGGCCGGCUAAAACUAGAACAAAAGAAACAAAUGGAGGAACUGGAGAGAAAGAAGGAAGCAGCCAGGCAGAGGCGGCAAGAGAUGAAACGGCGACUUUUGGAGGAACUGGCAAACACUCCUCCUAGAAAGAGUGCGAGACUUCUGUCUCACGUUCACAGAGAGAAUCUGAUUCCAAGGAAGUUUAGAGAGAUGGCAGCAAGUUCCCCUACCUCAAGGCGAGUGCAGAGCAGCAGAUUCAGACAGUUUUAUUCCAUCCGGCGUAAGCCCCUAAUGACUCCUGGUGUGACUGGCUUAAGGAAUCUGGGAAACACAUGCUACAUGAACUCAAUCCUUCAAGUGCUAAGUCACCUCCAGAAGUUCAGAGAAUGUUUUUUGACACUUGACCUCUGUGAAACUGAAGAACUCUUAGCCAAAACCGUGAAUGGAAAGGCUAGAAUGUCUGGCAAGUUGGCAAAUGGAUCUGCUGCUAACGAGUCAGGGAGGAAUGAUAAAAUGGGGUCAUAUGGCAGGCAAAGCUUGCCAGCUGGCUUAAACGGUGGGUCCUCAAUAAGCAGGAGUUUAGAACUAAUACAGCCCAAGGAACCGAGUUCAAAGCACAUUUCUCUCUGUCAUGAACUGCACACCCUCUUCAGAGUCAUGUGGUCUGGGAAGUGGGCAUUAGUGUCUCCAUUUGCCAUGCUGCACUCCGUGUGGAGUUUGAUUCCAGCAUUUCGAGGUUACGAUCAGCAGGACGCUCAGGAAUUUCUCUGUGAGCUGUUGGACAAAGUGCAGCAGGAGCUGGAGUCGGAAGGAACGAAGCGCCGGAUCCUCAUCCCUUUCUCACAGAGGAAGCUCACCAAGCAGGUCCUGAAGGUGGUGAACACCAUUUUUCACGGGCAGCUGCUCAGUCAGGUCACCUGCAUAACAUGCAACUACAAAUCCAACACCAUUGAGCCCUUCUGGGAUCUUUCCCUGGAAUUCCCUGAACGCUAUCACUCUAUUGAGAAAGGGAUUGUCCCCGUUAACCAGACAGAGUGCAUGCUGACAGAAAUGUUGGCCAAGUUCACAGAAACAGAAGCUCUGGAAGGGAGGAUAUAUGCGUGUGACCAGUGCAACAGCAAACGACGGAAGUCUUCUCCUAAACCUCUUGUUCUGAGUGAAGCUAAAAAGCAGUUAAUGAUCUACAGACUACCUCAGGUCCUCCGGCUGCACCUUAAACGAUUCAGGUGGUCUGGACGUAAUCACCGUGAGAAGAUUGGGGUCCAUGUCCUCUUUGACCAGGUAUUAAACAUGGAACCUUACUGCUGCAGGGACUCUCUCUCCUCUCUUGACAAAGAGACCUUUGUCUAUGACCUCUCCGCUGUGGUGAUGCAUCAUGGUAAAGGGUUUGGCUCAGGACACUACACAGCAUAUUGCUACAACACAGAGGGAGGUUUUUGGGUCCACUGCAAUGAUUCCAAACUGAAUGUAUGUAGUGUGGAGGAGGUGUGCAAAACCCAGGCCUACAUUCUUUUUUACACUCAAAGAACAGUGCAGGGCAAAGCAGGAAUCUCAGAAACACAACUCCAAGCUCAGGUGCCGUCCAAAAACAGCGAUAAGGACAGAAGACUGACAUUCCCAUGAUGGGAAGCAUUAAUAACUCAACUGACUCUCUCAGUUUUUUUAAACCAUUGGUGUUCACACAUCAUUCCUCUUUGUAGGAAUAAAGGCUUACUGCAGGAACAGAUCAAAUCACCACGUUUGCCACCCCAGGGUCCAGAAAAAUGUGCAUCAGGCUGUGCAAUUCCAUCAUAUAAAAUUGUGGUCAGAAUCUUUUUUUUUUUUUUUUUUUUUUUUUAAUUGGUAAAACUCACUUUCCUCAAAACAGCCACAGAUGCCUAAUAUUCAUCUUAUUUCAAACAGAAAUUAAAUUAAGCAUGUAAAAGUAAGUACAACCCAUUUGUUCAACCAGAAUAUAAACCUAUCAAACAACUGACUCCCAAAUUCGCUAGUAAUUAAUACUGAUUACAAAAAAAAUCUCCAGAAAAAAGAGGUACAGUAGAAUCUCAUUUAAGCUUCAUUCCCUUGUUGUCAAUUAUAUUCUCUGGUGUGAAUCACUUACCCAAUCCCUUCCCACCUGUGUUUAUCUGAAUGACUUCAAUUUCCCCAAAAUAUCUUGAAUAGGUGGAGUUGUACUUUUCCAAAAGGCAUUCUUGCUGGAGAGCCUUCUAAAGCCCUUUGCCCUAGGAAAACGUUCCACCAGGCCUUACAUUGUCUGUAACAGUGUUGAAAACAUUUUGAAAACAGAUUAGUGCAGAUAGGACAACACCAGUAGAGGAAGGGACUAGCAACGGAUCAUUUUCUUAGUAUUGACAGGGCCUAAAUAUAGCAUUGGUACACCACAUGGCAGCAUUUUUCUUUAACUGGACUGAAUGGACUUGGACUAAAUUGAUCAUACACAAUGUGAUCAAUGUGGUUCUGCUCUGGAGAGAGAUCAUGUAAAAGUGAAACCUUCUGAUUGAUCAGAUCUGCCCCCUGUACAUGUUCAGAAUCCUGUCUGCAGACAUUAGCAGCAAAAAUAAGGGUGAGUUGUUUUUUACUCCUGUUAAAGUGCCAACACAGCGAUAGGGGAGUGGGCUGGAUUUUGUUUCUUUUUGUGCAUAAAUAGAAUUGCUUACUAAAUUCCAAUCUGUUACACUUCUGCAAGUUUGAAGACAAUGAGAUUGCAUAGAUAUUAUGGAGGGUAGAAUUUGGCCAGCCACAUCUUUAUUUCAAGUGAUAGCUUGGCUCUCAAAUCCCACUUUGAGUUUGCAGAGCUGCAGACUUAUAAAAACAUCUUUAUACUUGCAAUCUGAGCUUGAUAUAGAAAUCACUGAAACACAGCAACCAUAGGACCUCACGGUACCAUUUUUAGUCCCUUUUCGCAGUAGAACCACACUUCAAACAUUUAUUUAGUUUGAGGAUUGUGCUGUCCAUGUUCAAUUUUAGAGAUCAGACCUGAGAGUUUGAAAGAGGUUCUCUUGUUCCCUGUGCAGUCAGUCUUGUUUGGUGGAGAUGGCUAAGGUGGAAACAAUUUAAAAAUCCAGUAUUCCAGUGGGACAUUUUAAACCUCAGAAAUUUAAACUUAGAAUCCAGGUAAAAAGUCCUGAAAUCAUUGGUUUUCCUUCUUUCCCUAUUUCCUUUUAUUCUUGUCAGCAUUUGCCCAUCGUACAUAAACUAAUUGGCAGAGCCAGCCCAUCCUAUUGUUCUAGAGGGUGGGAUAAAUUUCCUGAAGUAAUACCCUCUUGCCAUUGCCGCUGUCGUGACAAUUAACCUCCUGUCUUAAGAGCAAAACAGACUCUCUUCUCAGGUUGUUGUUAAUCACUCUCAACUAUCCAGAAGGGAGGGAGGGAGCACUACGGCAGGGCAGGCAACCAAUUCCUUUCCUGUCACCAGAGCAAAGACUGAGCGUGUCACCUCAAGGAGACACUGGUCUUCAUUGUCCUGGGGAGUGGGAGUUGCUCGGGAAUCCAUGUUUCCUGUAUGUCUGAGCAACAUGUUGCUUUGGAGACCACAAAAAUCGCCUGGUUUUGUUGUGCUAGUAACUGUAAUUUCAAAAUUCUACCGUUUUACUCACUGGAAGCAAAGCAAUGUGAGGCAGUCCCAUAGGUGCUAAUGAAAUUGUGUGUGUUUUUUUUUUUUUUUUUUAAGCCUUAUCUGUAACUAGGCUUGGAAGGAAUUGAUUUUUAUUUCUUAUGAAUUCUGACAGGUAUUUGUUUAUUUCCUACGUGUAGGUACUGAUUUUUGGGGGGGCAAUUCAAGGAAAUAAAAACAAACCCCAUAGCUAGUAACUCUUCAAAAUGUAAUGGGCCAAAUUAAGACAGAAUGUAAGCCGAUUCAACUCCACUGAAUUCACUGCAGUCCAAAUUUGGCCCAGGGAAUGUAAAAGUUGAGCUCCGUAAGCUUUUGAAACAAAAUCAUGCAGUUGUGAUUAUCAAAUAUUUAUAAGCAUGAUUGGUUCUUUGCUAAUACAAAAAGUACAUAAUUAUUCGUCCAAACAAUAUUUGAAAGAAAAAAGUAGAGAAGAGAAAGCUGAAGCGUUAAAAUACCUUUUUUAAUCUUUUUUUUGGGGUGGAGGGAGAAAUUGAUAUUUUGCAAAGCACUGCUUAUCCUUCCAAGCCUAUCAAUACUUUUAAGAUGAAAUUGGAUCUGUUAUUUAACAGAAAGUAGAUUAUUUGCUUUUAAACUGCAGUCACAGUUUACCAUGACUGAUGACCAUAAUGGCAAAUUUACUUUCUGAAAACUCCUGCCAUGGUAACCCUGUUAUAUAAAAGUCUAUGAUAUAAAGGCAAACCACAAUGCAACAUUACAAUUGUUACUGCAGUGAGCCUAGACUUAUCACUAUGAAUGCUCAUCUUUUGACUGAGUGUGUUGCAUUAAUAUUUGAAUUCAGGUAGUAAUACAGUUGUCACUUGAAUUGAGUAGCUUGCAGAGAGGGAAGGGAGGCUGGAAGGAGGGUGUACAUUUAGCCAUCAAUGUAUCAGAUUUCCCAAGCAGAUUUGUAGCAUUUGCUGUUGACAUCUUUGGAGAUUAGUGGCCUCUCCAUAUGACAUUAACCCAGUAGUGCUGAGAUGUGGUGAAAUUGCAGUCAGAAAAAAUGACUUACCCUGGUAGGGAAGGAAAUAAUUAUACUUUAAAUUAAACUUGCUUUUUCCAACACUGUGAGGUUUCUGUAAUAUUUAGCUUUGAUUUGGAAGCGAUAGCGUAUAGCAUUUUUUAUGCUGUUUGGUUUAUAUUUGUCUACUGCAGGCUUCUUCAUAUAAGCAUCGCCCAAUGCUCCUGCUGCGCUGAACACUGUUUUAUAGUGUCCUGGUUGCCAGAAAUUCUGAUUGGAAGUUACGUGUCUAGGUCAAUAAGGUGAAGAUGUUACUUGCAAUUACAGUGAAGUCCACUUAAGUGAAUGCUUGACAAAAGUGUAACCUAUAAAAUAAACGUUGUCCCUCCUUAAUCCUAUGAGUCAAAUUAUGCUCAGACACUGGCAUAUAUUUAGAGUCGCUCAGCUGAAGUCAAUUGAAUUACUCCCGAUUUAGGUCCCUAUGCUGCAAACACAUAACAUAUGGGAGCUGCCUGAAUCAUGCAAGUAGUCCCAUUUACUUUAAUAAGACUACUCAUGUGAGUAGUUAUGUACAUGCUAAGUGUUGGCAGAAUCAGCUCCUUAAAUUGGUGUAAUUAAGAGCAGAAUUUGGUCCUGUAUGUGUAGCUAAAAUUCUUCAGUUUAAAAAAGAAAAAAUUGUUGGAGCAGGCUAAUAUCUCAAUUCUUUUUUUAAAUGACCGGCCGAAUAAGCAAUGAUGCCUGUUCCGUACCAGUGGAUUAGCUUGAUGGAAACCCUUUGCAAGAGGUCGCUGCUGCAUAUGCAAAAACAAAGAUGUCGAUGACCAAAUUUGUAGGGCUCUGGAGCAGCAACUAAUGCUAGCCUUAAACCUUAGAGUGCUACAGUAGAUGAAAAAUAAUUGUCACUAUUUUUUCUGUCCUACCUUUGCUCCUGUGGCUUUCUAGGAGCCCGAUCCUGUCAGGUGAAUAGAGCCUCCUGAGAGGCUUGUUGUGCUGAGCAACUGCCAAUGGGAGUUGAACGUGAUUGGCACCUUACAGGAUAGGACUCUAGAACCAGAGGAAGCUGCUGUAAAUUAAUGAAUUACUUAUACUCGUAUGUAUGUGCAACCUGAAAUAUGGAGGCACCACCAGCACCUCCUCAAUAUAUUUAAAUCUUAAGUAAACCAGCUUUAUUUCACUUAGUUUUUUAAAUAUGAAAAUCUUAAAAUGUACAACUUCAUGGUCAGGUUAAGUCCCAAGGUCUGCUAAGGUAGUUGGAAAACAUUGUUUUAGGCUAACUUCACCACUAGCAAGUUAAUUACAACUACUUCCCAGUACGUUACGCUCUUACUGCCUGCACUGCCAAGUUAAACUAUGCACUGGGCGAAGAGGAGUUUCAAUGCAAAAUACUGAAAGCUGACAAAGUUUUUUGUAGUCUACUGACUACAUGAACUCUAGUUUGAUAACUUCAAACAUUGUCACAGGUGAGGCAGUAGAUGGAAUAAUGCAUAUUAAACAGUCUGGGACUGAGCUGUCAUAUUGGAAUUGUUCCUUCCGGGUGACAGGACCACCUCCACACAGUUAAGAACUUCCAGACAUCUUUAGUGUAGAAAUAAAAUUGGAAAUGGUAAAAAUGUUAAAUGUGUCCUAUGGACUCGUAAGCAGAGAUUAUUUUUGUUUUUAAAAGCCAAGGCUUCUAGUAUAAAUAGUCUCUCUGCCAUACAGAAGCUCUGUUUCUGAUAGAAUAUGCUUAGUUACCUCCCAGUGAGAGAGACAAGCAAGUGGGUGUUGGCUGCCAUCAAAAUACCCCAGCAUAAAAUGGGAGCGGUCGACAGUAUUACAGAAUGAAAAAUUUGAA